This is a messenger RNA of Lodderomyces orthopsilosis Co 90-125, 435 nucleotides long. RefSeq lists its product as uncharacterized. The record is from RefSeq and is a predicted model, not a curated record. The coding region runs from base 1 to 435 and encodes 144 amino acids. The transcript has a single exon. Gene Ontology annotation, biological process: late endosome to vacuole transport via multivesicular body sorting pathway. Gene Ontology annotation, cellular component: Vps55/Vps68 complex; endosome. Lineage: Eukaryota; Fungi; Ascomycota; Pichiomycetes; Serinales; Debaryomycetaceae.
AUGAAUCCAUUGAAUAAGAUUAUAUUUCUAUCCGCCUUUCUUGCGUCUGGAUUCCUAUUAAUAUUACUAUCAUGUGCUUUAUACAGUAACUACAAGCCACUUUGGGUUAUUGCCAUUUUCUUAUCGGCACCAUUACCAAAUAUAAUAGCAAAUGCAAUAGAGAACUCAAGAGAUAACAAUUUCCUCACAUUUAAUGACUAUGGCACUUCGAAUGAAGGCAAUGCUAGUCCUUUACAAGAAUUUGCUAGGUUUACUACAGGAGUUUUAAUCAUUAGUGGUAUUGCUUUACCUUGGAGUUUAUAUCAUUGUUAUUUAAUUGGAUUGGAAUCAUUUAUACUAAGUGUCACUGGGGGGUUAAUUGUAUAUUUAGAUAUAAUCAUAUUUAUUUGGUUUUUCAAUAAUGAAGAAGAGGAAAAUGACGAUUUCAACUUUUAA